Molecule: messenger RNA, 4695 nt
Organism: Acanthopagrus latus (yellowfin seabream)
Lineage: Eukaryota; Metazoa; Chordata; Actinopteri; Spariformes; Sparidae
Gene: exoc3l2b
Product: exocyst complex component 3-like 2b
Exons: 15
Coding region: 457-3117 (886 amino acids)
Biological process (GO): exocytosis; exocyst localization
Cellular component (GO): exocyst
Molecular function (GO): SNARE binding
Source: RefSeq, a predicted model, not a curated record
AAGUUUCAUUUUCAACAACUUGUGAAAAUACAAAACAAGGACAAAGUUGCAGCUGAGCUCACACUUAAAAAAAAAUCACUUGUUGCGACACAUUUCCGACCGCUCCUGAACGCAUCACAGAGUGCAUUUAUUCCCCCACUGCAGUUUGCCUGAAGGCUGAUAGACAGAGCCAGAGAGGCGAACAGUCAGAACCGUGCAGGCGGACAGUUGGACCGUGCAGGCGGACAGUUGGACCCGGCAGGCGGACAGUUGGACCCGGCAGGCGGACAGUUGGACUCUCGGGUCUCCGCUGGUCAGUGAAGCAGCCGCUCGGAGCUCCGCGUCUCUCGGUGAACAGCUCUCCGUGUGUCCGCCGCUUGUGGCGCCUCAGUCGGCUUCUGAUGACAGUUUGAUCCGCUGAUCCGCCACCAUGAGUCCCAGCUGUUCCCUCCCCGUCCCCCCUCCCCCAGCUCCAUCAUGCCCAUCUUCAAAAACCUCCCAGUGCGCCUGAAAGGCGGCGGUCCGACUCUCGACAACGCUUUGAUCCUGCGCAGGAUGAGCCUCAACAUCAGCCCCCACCAUCACAACCCCUUCGACAACGACGACGACGACGGCAUCCAUGGCAGCGGUGGCCAUGGCAACCACUGGUCGCCCGGCAGCUCGCUGCUGGACGGGGACGGCCCGAGGGACCGCAACCCGUUCGAGGACGAGGAGGACGAGAACGAGGCCAACGAGGGCAAGAAGGGGAACGGAGGUGGAGGAGGAGGUUCAGGGAAGGGAUCGCUGAAGUUCACGUCCCCGUUGAAGACACUCGGGAAGCUGGGAAAGACUCUGAGGAUGUCGGGGAGGAGCAAAGGAAGCGCCACGCCCUCCCCGCAGGGGUCGCUGCAGGGGACGCCUUCACCCUCAACCAAGAAGAAGAGAGGGAGGAGGAGCUCUGAAGGGAGUCUGCUGAGGUUUGCGGGGAAAUACCGCGACAGCCUCAGCUCCCGGAAGGAGUUCAUCACCAACGGCGAGCUGAACUGUACAGAGAGCGAGUGCGACUCCACCAGCCGCCGUCUGUCCUUCAUGAAGAUGGUGGGUCUGGGGAAAAAGAAGGAGUCGAUGGCCGAUCACUCGUCUCAGGGCCCCGAGGAGCAGCCGGUGAAGGAGGAGGUGGUGGAGGAGGUCAAACCCAGAGAGCCGCUGUCAGUCCUGGAAAUCCUGCAGCUGGUGAAGAAGCGGGACCUGGUCCUGGCUGACACACACAUCCUGGAGCUGGAGCAGGAGUGUAACGAGUCCGCCGCCGCAGAACGUGGCGCCGCGCCGCAGCCGGAGGACGCCAGCGCGAGCAUGAAAGAUGGCGGGCGGAGGAAGGCGAAGGACGUGGAGCUGCUGUACGAGGAGCUGCAGAAGGAGCUGUGGGCCGUCGUCAGGGAGUCUCUGCGCUCCCCGACAGCCGGGCCGAACCUAGGCCUGGUGGUUCAGGUGCUGCAGCAUGAGGAGCAGGUCGAUAAGGACUGGGCCCUCAGUGAGACGGUGGUGCCCGGCGGCCCGAGGCCUCGUCGUCUGAAGCAGAGGUGGAAGGAGGCGGUGGAGGUGGCCGCAGACGGCUCUCUGCCUCAGAGAGCAGAGUUCACAGCUGGAGAACUGGAUCGGUACCUGGACCGCCUCCGGGCCCGGGUGGUGGAGGACUUGGGGGCCGCAAAGAGGAACGUGGUGUCCAUUUACCCUGACGAGUACGAGCCCUUCCAGGUGUACGUGCAGAGCUACCACCAGGCGGUUGCUCGGCGACUGCAGGCCAUCACCGACAACCAGCUGGAGAUCACCGACAUCUACUCUCUGCUGGACUGGCUGCACAACAUAUACAACAGAGACGUUCUGGGGACGGUGUGUAUCACGAGUCCGUUCAGCCGCUCUGAGCUCUGUCCUCUGCUGCCGUCAGAGACCGUGGACCGCCUGGAGCUGGACUGUCUCAACUCUGUCCGGGCCAAAGUGACCACGGAGCUGAGUCAAGUCCUGGACGAGGAGGAGAAGAGGUGGAUGGAGUCGCUGCACAUCGAGGAGUACCAGAUUACUCUGGCCAAGACUGUCAUACAGAGGCUGCAGGUGGAUCUGGAGCGGUCGGCCUCCAUCAACAGCAGUCUGGGCUCCAGAGUGGCUCAGUGCAGCCUCAACGGCCUGGCCGACUUCCUCUACAGUUUCCAGCGUAAAGUUGAGAUGUUUCAUGAGGGGAUGCAGAGCGGCAUGUUCGGAGACAAUGAGGACGGAUACGUGUCCAAAACCAUCGCACUGGUCAACUGCUGCCCUCCACUCAGAGGGUUUGUGCAGCGCUGUGCUCAGUGCGACCCGGCGGUCAGUGAGGACUCUCUGCGUCGGGCCAACAAAGCUCUGGAUCACAUCGUGCAGCAGGGAGUCAGAGUGCUGUUUGAACGCCUGUACCUGCAUAUCAGGCCAUUCUUCGAGCGUCUGGUGAAGAGGAAGUGGCUGAAUAACGCUGAGCCGUACGAGCAGAUCGAAGCUCUCAUCAAAGAACAUUUCAAGAAAUACCGCAGGAUGGACAGUCCACCGUACCAGGUGCUGGUGGCUGAGGUCCACCGGCGGGUGGUGAUGGAGUAUCUCCGCUCCGUCAUGAGAGGAAGGAUCAUCUGCACCUCCAUGAAGAUGAGGAAGAGGAUGGCCGGCCGGCUCAGAGACGAAGGCAAACAGAUCAAAGUCCUCUUCAAAGAUCUGGAGUCUCCCUCCAGCUGGUUGGACGGCGCUCUGUCUCACAUCUCAGAGAUCAUCCAGCUGGAGGACGUCCCCUCCAUCCAGAUGGAGGUCGGAGUUCUGGUCCGAGAGUUUCCAGACGUCAGGAAGAAGCACGUGUCGGCCAUUUUGAACAUCCGGGGGAUGACUCGGCAGGCGGAGCGCCAGGAGAUCCUGAACAUCGUCAAAGACAUCGAGAGCAGCGAGGUCGGCGGCGGCGGCGGCGGUUUGGCCCGGCUGUCGCGGGACCGGGCCCUCUUCUCCGAGGUGCCGGUCACCUCCGAGGUCCACUGCCUGAACGUGGGUCUGAGCCGCAUCGCCCUCACGGCCUCGUCCUGCUUUACCACGCUGCGACCACGCCGACGCAAAACCAGAACGCCCGUCCAGGAAAACCCCGACGACGUUCUGUGAGAACCCAAACUGUUUCCUAGACUCAGCACGGUUUUCAGACGGCUGCUGUAAAGGAGUCCAACAGAACCAGUUUUUCUCUCCUGGAGGUUUGAUGUCCAGAGGAGACGAACAUGAGAUCAACUUUUAAUCAUGUGACUCUUUGAUUUCUUCCGUUCAACAUUUAUAUUCUUUCUUUGUGGGAUCCUGGUGAAAUAAUCUGAGCUCAGAGAGGACGGCUGACACAGAGGAGACAGAACCGGUGGUGGACGAGGACAGAGGACGAUGAUGACAGGAAGACAUGAUGGAACUGAGGACAAACUGGACUGAAGAUCAGUUCUUCUGUCAGUCGCUGGGAAGAUGACGGCAGUGUGAAUAAUGACAUUAUGCUCUCGUUCACUCCUCCAUCGUUUCUCUUUGUUCAAACGUUGAUUCAAAAUCAGGAAAUUCUGUCUGAUGUGAAGAUGCACUUUUCAUUUGGGUCAUUUUUUUAUCCUUGGUUAACAGACUUUGACGUUUUGUUUUAAAGAUUUAUUUCGAUUUUAUUUUGAUUCAGACGUGAUUUCACAUCUUCACCUGGGAACAGUAGAACUUUCUGGGUCGAGGCCCGGUCACAUCACACAGACCGAUGCUAACUGCUAAAGCUAACUUUUUAUAUCUCCAUUUGGACCAGAACAGCCAAAAGAAAUCUAAUGUGUCGUCUUCAGAUCUGGCUUAAUAAAAUUACAAAAAAACAAAAAAAUGACCUAAAGGAAGAAAACAAGUUCUUCUGUAUCACAUCCAUACAAACAGAGACAGAUGUGACCGGGCCUCCAGAACCUCAUCAACAAACACAACGUGUGAUCUCAUGAUUUCAUUUCAUAUUUUGUUUCCUGGCGUGAAGUCGCUUCAGUCAGUGUGAUUGGAGCGUUUAGCUGCAUCACGUGUGAUGUCAGAGUGUCCCGACGUUCCUGCAGGAUUUCUGGACUUUUCAGAAUCAUAGAGGAUCAAUAACAGGAAGGACGGACGGAGGCAGAUUCCAUCAAACUCUUUACUCUCUGUGGACCUGCAGCUGGACUUAAACUGGAUUUCUGACUACUCCUCUAAAGUGUGUAACCCGAGGACGACGAGGACGAGGACGAGGAGGAGGAGACGCUUCAUGGUGUUGUUUAAUUGUUGCACAUGAAAAAAAAAGUUUGAAUCAAAGGUACUAGACGAUGAUCUGAGGCUCAUCAUAUUUAACACUGAUUCUCCUGAAGCUCUGGUGUGAUGAGUUCUUUCUUCUUCUCUUCGCUGACUUUUACUGCAGAACGUUUGAUUUUAACAGUUCGGGUGUCUGAACUUCUGUCCCUCUGACAUCAACGGAGACAGACGGAGCAAUGAUUCUCAUAUUUGUGUGAUUUAUGUGUUUUAGCUCAUUAAUUACAAAUAACAUUUAAAUUCUCGCUGAUCAUUUUCAGAAGCAGCACAGGCAGUUACACUCUGAGACCACCGGGGGCAGCGUGAGAAGUCACUCCUCCGUGUGCGUCACUCUCUUUGUUUCUGCUGUAAAUGUGGAUGUAUGGAAUUAAUCUUUGUGUACAGAAAUCAGCUUUUAAUGACAAUAAAACAGAUCAGAUCAGA